UGCAACCCUCUAAGACGUUGCUCAUGUUUUCACAUCUUUCAUUCCAGUCGUGAGAUGUCUGAGAGAAACAACACGAGUGCGGGCAUUGUGUACUAGAGCUAGUGAUUCGUAGGUGCACGUGCUACUGAGCCUAGAUGAUCACGGCAUCUUCGCCUAAUCAUUCCUAAUUUUUGUCCAAUGGCAUAAUUUUGAUUUGUUUUGGGUCUUUGAGGAUCGGCGGCCAUGCAUAAUCGGUAUCCGCCCCAGCCCGGGGGUAUGUAUCAGCCCCAGUACGGUGCGCCUGCGGCUUCGCAGUUCCCGGUACUAUCUUUCUACUAUUUCUCUCCUCUACCAAAACGCACUAAAAUGAGAGCUGGAUCUACUUCGAUUUUACGUGAUUUCCAUUUUUUGAGUGUGCAAAAUGUAUCCUAUCUCAAUAUCUUUCAAGAUGAACACAAUAUUGACGUGUAUCAAAUUUAUACAGCAACCCGGGCAGUACGGAGGAGCGCCACAACAAUUUGGUCAACCACCGGUUCCGGGGCAGCAGUAUGGAGCUAUGCAGCCCCCUCAGUAUGGGAUGCAGCAGCCACCCCCGCAAUUCGGUGGACCACCUCAGGCUCCGCAAUAUGGCGCCCCGCAACCGCCCCAGCAGUCGCAGUAUGGUGCCCCACAACCCCCACAGCAACCACAAUAUGGCGCCCCACACCCACCACAACAACCGCAGUAUGGUGCCCCGCACCAACCCCAUUACGGAGCCGGCCAGCAAUACGGUGCCCCCAUACAGCAACAGUACAAUCGCCCGGCUGCCGCGACUCCCGCUGGAGGUAAACAUUUUUUCUCAAUUCGCUCCUUCGAAAACACUUAGCAUGUUGUGAUAGACAAUCUACAUCCUGAUUUUGUUAUGUCAUCUAGUAAAAAUCAAAAUAGAGCUUACAAAAAUUUCUAGUCUUCAAUGAUUCUGACCCCAGCACCCGCCGCUGCUCCUGGUGCAGCGAUGGCAGCGCAGCAGCCACAGAGGCCGCAACAGCCACAGCAGCCGCCCGCACCGGUAGCGCCUCCAUUGAAGACACUGCAGCGAUCAGCCGUCGCAGCAUGGUGUCCAAGCGCCACUGAACCGUCUCUACUCGCGCUAGGAACUAAUCAGAGUGCCGCACCAAGCAUCUCCGCAGAUUUCACGUACCAAGAGACGCCUUCCAAGCUAGAAUUCGUGCAUUUUGAUCUAAGUCAGCCGCAUGAUCAGAUGACUGUGAUUGCAAGCGUUGAGUUCGAGCAUAAGUUUCUCGCACUCUCAUGGGGCGCAAAGGACUUGGACCCGAACAAGUUUCCUUAUGGUAUUCUAUUUACACAUCUUUACUUUUCAGUACCUGAUAAGCUCGACUUUGUCUUUGUGGUGUAUCAACAAUAUUAAAAAGUUUGGUUUCUCCUGUCGUGCUCGUGCUUAAACUUAGAUAGUAAGUAGAUAAUAUGAUAAAUUGGCAUCCUCUUUCUCAUCCUCACACUCAGGUCUUAUCUGCGCUGCCCACCCUGACGGGCUGGUGAAUAUCUACGAUCCGGCGAAAAUUCUUGGCUCUCACGGAACAGACCGAGGACUCUUAUGGUCCAGCGCAACGGAGAAUGUUUUCAUGGGAACAGGCGUUGUCGCCUUUCACCCCAGUAGGCCGAAUGUGCUUGCAGCAAGCGCGCGGGGUUGCGAAGUGCAAAUCUUCAAUAUUACAGAUCCCACAAGGCCAGAAAUCCAUAAGCAGAGCGGUCAAACUAAGAUGCAAGGCGAAAUCAUCAAUCUCGCAUGGAACAGAAAGGUUUGCUGCAUUAUAUUUCCUGAUAGCUUUCAGUAUUAGUUCAGCCUUGAGGUGUGGAGAUCACGAUAAUUUGAUGACCUACCUAUGUAUUCAUCACAAGUGCUCAUUUCGGCUGAUAGGCCAACCAAAUAAAACUAUAGAAGCAACAAGCAAUUAGCGAGAAUGAAGUAGACCAUCUACAUCACCACGAGCUGCGAAAUAAAGGCAGCAUAAACAAAAUGAAAACGUCAUCUCCAGGUUUCCAACAUUAUCUCGUCGACUUCAUCGAAUGGUGUGAUUGUCAUUUGGGAUUUGAAGACUCGUGGCAUCUGCGCUCAGCUAGUGGACCCGAGCCACCGACAACAUAUGUCUAACGUGCAGUGGUCGCCCGAAAUGGCAACGAAGCUCGUUGUCGCAUACGAUGACGACAGGCUUCCCGGUUUUCAGAUUUGGGAUCUCACGAAGCCCUCGCAUCCUGUCCGAGAAGUAAACCAAGGACACACAAAAGGUAGAUUUUUUAUCGUAGUUCCAAUUAUCAUGAUACCGGCCUAGCUCUAGUAUCCUUUGCCAACCAAGCCUGCAGGGCGACCGCUAUAGUUAUCAACGAAUAAUUCAUGGUUUCUUUCUGCACUUGCUUGUUUUCGACGAUGUUGAAUUUCUGCAAGCGUUCAGGUAUUACGCGUAUUGCGUGGAAUCCUGAAGAUCCGGAGCUGCUAGUGACAACGGGGCGCGACAGCCGCACGAUUUGUUGGGCCUUGGGAGAGACUAGCAGUGCCCACGCUUGGAACGUGCGCGAACCCGAGAUUUUUUGUGAAGUCUCCAAUGUUGCGAACAACAUCGAGCUCGACUGGGCCCCACAUCUGCCUGGGCUGCUCUACGCCGCCUCGCUGACAAAUGGCGUGAACCUGCUGUCCUGCUUAAACAACGGGCAGAAGAGCCGUUACCUCCCGAAGUGGUACGCCAGCCCGAGCCGACAGGCCCAGUGCGGCGGCAGCUUCGGGUUCGGCGGGAAGAUUGCCCACUUCGCGGCGCCGCUGGGAUCGGUUGUGAACUUGCACGUAGUACCGUCAGAACCAGAGAUCGUCGGCGCAGCAGACGCCUUCGAAAACUGGGUUUCGGUGCAGGACUGGCGCGGCUACUGCGAGACGAAGGCGCGGGUGGAGCAGUCGCCCGAAGAGCGCGUGCUCUGGGAGUUCAUCGCGCUGCACAUCGGCGCCGACGAAAUCACGGCGAAACAGCGCAUCGUGGAAAAACUGGGAUACAACCUUUCCGACAUCGCCGCAGCCGCAGAACAAUACUUGGGACACAAGCCCGGAGCAAUCUGGACCACGGAAGAGGACGAAAAGAAACCGGCGGGUGCAGCAUGCGUCUCACCGACACCAGGUAUUAUGUCAUUGAAUCAUGGGAGAAUGUUAGUGUGCUGCUAGAAUGGUAUCGUCCAAUCAAAUAUCGACUUUAAAUGUACUAGUUGCCGUUCGUGUUUUCCUUCUGCAGGAUGAAUACAUACUUAGACUUACAACGUGCAGAUAUAAGGAGAUCCACCAAGCUUGUUUUCGAGAUGGGAAUGCAUAUCUCACUUUGCAACAACACAGCUUUCGACGAUCCCGGUGCCGCCGAGGACUUCUUUGCCUCCAUGGCGCAGAAGGAGGCCCAGAAGCAGGAGGAGGAGACCACCGCUCUGCAGGCCCGCGAGGCAGAAGCCGAGGCACUCGCGAUUGCGCAGCGUGCCAAUGCGGCCGAUUGGUCGCAGGGCCCCGAGUCGUUGAUUCGCACGAACUUCUUGGUAGGAAGCCGUGAAGCAGCUGUCGAGAUCUGCCUGAAAUGCGGACGCGUGGCCGAUGCUCUGCUAAUCGCGUACGCCGAACCGGGACUCUUCGCCAAAGUGCGGGAUGAGUACUUGAAGCGACAAAACGACACGUUCUUAAAUACCAUCAGCUUCGUGGUCGACAACCAGCUGGAAGCGCUGGUAGCGCGCUCGAAUCUCGACCAAUGGAGGGAGACGCUCGCGCUGCUCGCAACCUACGCAACGCGGGAACAGGACUGGCGCUUUCUGUGCGAAAAACUAGCAGAACGUCUCGAGAUGGAAAAGUACGACACAAGGAGUGCGGUGCUCUGCUGCGUCUCCUCGAAGAACUUCGCGAAGACCAUCAGUUUCUGGUCGGCGAUGAACGCUACAACAGCAGGCCGAAGUCCCCACCAGGCCCUGCAGAGCCUUGUGGAGCGCAUGACCGUGUGGUACUCCCAAAACAAUGUCGUUGGAUAUCUCCUUGAUCCUUGAUGUUGAGACAAACUUGUAGAGAUCUCGUAGUUCUACGUCAUCUUGACAUUUAUCACUUCCUUAUAAGUCUCUAUUCCUUAUGGAAUUCUAAGUCUAACAGUAUCUACGUAUUUUCCAACUCUCUUUUAACCACAACCAGGCAAGAUGUGACGGCGUCGCAAUCAGAAGAUGCUCUUUUCACCAUGAAGCUGACACAGUACGCAGAAUUGUUGGCAAACAGUGGCCGCAUGAUGUCGGCAAUGAGACAACUCGCGCGACUCCAGAACGACCCAAGCUCCGCAGUUCUUCGGCACCGAAUUUUCCACGCCUUGUCCCCAGAAGAAGUGCAAAAAGGCGGUUUUCAGACGAGUGGAAUGCCGUUCAAGCCCGUCCACAUCAAAGCAAGCAGCUACGGCGGCGGAAGCUACGCAGCUGGAAGUGGAGCUGCAGGUAAUCUUUCACUCUUUUCGUCAGACUGAGAGACUAGAGCAAAGCAAAGCCUGUCAAAAGUCAAGAACAAACUUGGCAAUAGACUGUAGAUGACUUUACGACUUGGCCAUCACGAGUGACAAAAAACCAGUCGUGAGUAAGAUUGAAGUACCCGUACUGACUAUUGUAAGCGGGAAGCGAAUACUCACAACAUUGCAAACGGUUCAGGUGGAAAGGGUGUUCCCACUGCCCAAGGCACCGCGCCAGGAAUGGGAUGCACAGCUUCGACGAGGCCGUCUAAGACAGUACAACCGGUCAUGCGACAACCACCAACCCCAAGCGCAGGGAAGCCGGCAAUGCCUCCGACUAGCACUCCAUCCGUGCAGCCGCAUGCGCACCAGCAGGGUGCAGCGAAGGGCAUGCCAGUAAUGCAACCCCAAACACCGAUGAUGCAACAGCCGAGCCAGAUGAUGCAGCCGCCGGCAACCCCGGCGAUGGGAGUGGGCAUGCCGCAGCAGCAAAUGAUGCCAGGCGCAUCACACAUGCAAGCACCACCGCCAGCAGGUACUUGUGAUCUUACUUGACGUGCUCUCAACAGUAAAUACCAAUUCCAAUUCCAAACUAGGAGUACAACGAGUAGUUGGAAAAGGUCCUAAAGCAGGUACUGGGGGACAUCAUGAUGCCUUGGUGAGUCAAUGAUUGAUCUUCGUUCAACCUUGUAUCCAUAUCCGUAGGUCCCCCAGGAGGUGGUAUGCAAGCUAUGGGAGCACCAGCGGCACCAGUCGGAGGAGGACGUUCGACGGCGCCUAUGGCUGCGGCUGCGCCGGUAAUUCAGGGCCUUCCCACACCGUGGCCCAUCCCCAACACCACCCAAGCUAGCAUGCACAAUAACGAAGCGACGCAGGGAUUGAACGCACAAGUCAACCAAGGCACCGACCAGAACGUAUGGGUUGCAUCGCCCAACGACGUCGCGGCUGUGCGCAAGGGCAUGGAUAUGCUAUUCGAAAACUACGCCAGUAUCGUCACAGCGAAGCGAGUGCUUGACGACACGAAAAAGAGGUAAAAACAGCGCUCGACUGAUGAGUAACCUAGACCCUCUUCUAGUAUCGGAGAUUUCUUCAUAUUGUGAUACUAUGUAUUUAACAACAAGAACUUUCUGAUACACAAUUUUGGUUUUAUCACGAUCAUGAGUAGGCUUCUUCUGAAAGUAAAAUUACUCAGUUCCUACUUAUUGCAAUUUGACGUUCUUCUGAAAAUAUGGUAAGAUAACGUGCACUAGUACGUAUCUUCGUCUCUUUUCUACAGAUUUCAAGCGAUCUACGAAGGCCUCGAGGGAGGACAACUUUCAGAAGCGACAGGAUCGAAGCUCAUUGAAAUGGCGAACCAAGUCGCGGGAGGCAACCUGCGAGCUGCCAAGGAGAUUCAGCAACAUUUGAGCUCCGGCAACACGGAUAGGACUCAGAACUACUGGCUGGUUGGCGUUCAUCGGGCCUUUACGGAGUUAGAGAAGCAAGGACGCAUGGCUUGAGGAUAAAAAUCAUCUUGUUCAGCAGACGAAAUGAAAUGAAGUGAACAGGAAAUGUUGCGGCUGGAAAAAUGCCGAAGAGUCGCGAACUUGGUUCUGCGUAGACCUACUAGUUUGAAUCAUUUAUUUAUUGAUGCUGGAAUCAUACUAGUUAUGAUACUAUAUUAACACACAUGAUUCAAAGUGCUUUUUCGAGGCUUGGAACAUUCCAAGGACCGACGAGCCCCACACGCGUAUGCAGCAACCCUAAACCCUCGCUGUUAGUGUUGUCCUCCAACGCCUUUUUUUGAAAUAAAGUUCAGAUUUUUGAGUAGACGUACCACGAGAAUGCUCAAGAGGUGCGUCUCUCUGAUCGAGACCGAGUCUGAUUCAUGGGCAUCGACGGAGCACGUGACCAGUGGGGCUUGUUGAUGAAAAGAUUACACCUAGUAGACAACAUUCUAGAUGUGGAAGCAGGCGAAGGAGGCUGACUAGAAGACUCCGGCAGUGUAAUGCUGGGAUCAAUGUCCGUCGAUGAGAACUGAUCACAGUUGUACACACAGCAUUGGUCUGGGUCGUCUCAUAUAGUCAUCUACCACGACGUGUCACAUAUAGUGAUGUUGAGAUUAGGUUCACCUCUUCUCCACACGUCCCACCCGUGGUGUAUCAUCCUCAUCUGCCUAGCAGAAAUCCAAAUCUUUCAAGAAAGCCCUAUCUCGUAAGUGAUGGCGACCCUUUUCCCAGCUACGUCAUCUCAAAAACCUCUCUCAAUGGUUUUCGACCUACUUAUGUACAACCACUGAAUUUAAAAAGGAGAAACUGUACUAUAAUUGAUUCAACAAGAAUUAAUCCAAGAAUUUCCCCGAUCUCGUUCGACAUUUGCUAAGAUGUCUGGCAUCAAGAGGCCUGUCCGUGUCACGAGGUAAAAAGGAAUAU
Molecule: messenger RNA, 6883 nt
Organism: Amoebophrya sp. A25
Lineage: Eukaryota; Dinophyceae; Syndiniales; Amoebophryaceae
Source: the annotation of a GenBank genome assembly